AUGUAUCGAGUGAUGAUGGAGAGUCCGAAAAAACAUUGCGUCCUGAGAAAAACGAAAUUCCACAGUGUUCUAUCUUCUCCGGCUGAUCAAACGGAAGUAAUAACGACAGCUCUUUCCAAAAUGGUAGCGAUCGAUAUGCUUCCGAUAUUUUUUUCAGAAAAUCGGAUUUUUAAUGGCUUCAUAGACAUUGCUGUCCCGAGGUUCAAUGUUCCCGGCCGACAUACGAUUGGUUCAAAUAUUCAAAGAAUGUAUCUUGAUGUAAAACCAAUGUUGGAGGAGAAGCUCGAUGCUACAAGCUAUACCGCGCUUAUAACGAAUGCGUGGUCUUCACGUAGUACCAAAUCUUUUGUAACUGUAACAGUCCAUGGGAUUGAUUCCGAGUGGAAGUGGUUCACCUUUACUCUUGAGACAAUCGAGUUUGCAGAUCGUCAUACAGCAGUAACUUCGAGGGAACAUCGGGAAAAUAUUUUACUACGAUGCAACUUGAGCAACAAAAUUGUUGGUAUUGUUCACGACAAUGCGAGUAAUAUAACGUGUGCUGUUCGUACUUCUAAAUCAGUUGGAGAGAGUGUACCAUGUGUUGCGCAUACACUGCAGUGCGCUAUUCAUCGAGGCCUAGCACUAGAAGAACUAAAAAGUGUGAUUGAAAAAGUAAGCAGCAUUGUAGCGCACUUUAAGCACUCAAAUGUUGCAACGACGGCUCUUAUCAAUCAUCAACGUUCUCUGAAACUUCUGGAACAUCGACUGAUCCAAAGUUGCCGUGCAAGGUGGAACUCAACGUUUUAUAUGCUUGAGAGAAUCUUGGAACAACGUCAGGCUGUUUGCGCCAUUGACAAUGAAACUACUUCUAGCUGCGCUCGAUCAAGCUUGAACAUGAAAAUAUCUGAUUCUGGAUGGCGAGACAUGGAAAUAUUGGGAGUACUGUUGAAACCAUUUGAACGUUUGACCACCGUAAUGUCCUCCGAGAACGAGGUAACAAUAUUAAUGGUUCGUCCUCUCAUCCACAGCAUGUUAGAAAAUUAUAUGACUUUGAACACUGAUGACGGACCAUUAUCAACAACGUUCAAGAACGUCCUCAGUGAGGAAUUGAGGAAUCCUUUUCUGAUCGCAACAAGUAUCGACGAACAUUGCAAUGUGCACGCCGUUCAUUUGGCCAUAUUCUUAGGUACCAUCAUUUCUGUAACGGUUUCUCGGAAAAACCUCUUUUCUUUGCUUGCAUUUUUUAAAUUUUAUUUAUGCUUCAAAUGCGUAGGCAUUUUUGUCGGCAGCCCUUUCUCAAACAAGUAUCUAUACUAGAUAACCAAGGAGAUAUUGAACUUUCUGGAAAUCAAUACAGCGUUUCUGUUUUGAUUACGUGUAAACUGUCAGCUCGACAUUUCAAAUCAUUCUUGAGAUAUAGAGUUUGAAUUUUUCAAGUUAUAAACACACAUAAUAAGUAAUUCAACUGAAUAUUUUUUUUCUAAAUCACUUCGCUGGACAUUGUAGACAAUUUUGAGUAUCCUGACAUGAAAAUAUCGAAGAAAAAAUAUUAGUGAAAACAAAGCUUCUAUAAAGAAACGAUAAAUAAAUAUAACAAAUAUUUUGAUUGGUAAAAUAAGGUCUAACAUCCCUAAUUCUGUUUCUCUAUAUCCAAGAUCCACGCUACAAGAAUUCACCUUACGAGGAGGAGGAUGCGAAACUAGUUGUCCCAAAAAAAGUACGGUUGAUGUUAGCUGAAUACGGGAGAUCAUAUGCAGCUACCGGGAGUGCAUCAUCAAGACGAGUUUUCCAUUUUUCGAGACUGGCAACCUUAACUCGCCGUUAUAUACGCUGAAAGGGUAUUCUCCACAGCAGAAAAUAUAGUGAACGCGAAGCGCAAUUGCUUGUCGUCAGACAAUGUGAAUAUCUUAAUAUUUCUGUAUCAAAAUCGUUCGCUGUUCUAAUCGCAGAUUAAGCUGUUUCCAAUGUUCUGAUGUUAAAUAAAUUAUGCCGAAGUUUCGAAUUACGAGGCUGUUUAAUUUAUCCACCAAAUCUGGUUCAA
Messenger RNA from Cephus cinctus (wheat stem sawfly), 2020 nucleotides. RefSeq names its product zinc finger BED domain-containing protein 1-like. The transcript has a single exon. Bases 1 to 1296 code for a protein of 431 amino acids. The record is from RefSeq and is a predicted model, not a curated record. NCBI's taxonomy places the organism in Eukaryota, Metazoa, Arthropoda, Insecta, Hymenoptera, Cephidae.